Hemicordylus capensis (graceful crag lizard) is the source of this 4466-nucleotide messenger RNA. RefSeq names its product taste 1 receptor member 2 (gene TAS1R2). Gene Ontology annotation, molecular function: sweet taste receptor activity; G protein-coupled receptor activity. Gene Ontology annotation, cellular component: sweet taste receptor complex; membrane. The record is from RefSeq and is a predicted model, not a curated record. The transcript has 6 exons. Gene Ontology annotation, biological process: sensory perception of sweet taste; G protein-coupled receptor signaling pathway. The coding region runs from base 113 to 2401 and encodes 762 amino acids. Lineage: Eukaryota; Metazoa; Chordata; Lepidosauria; Squamata; Cordylidae.
UACAGAGCAGAGCAGACAGGUGUGGCACUGGAGUCUCUCCCCUGCCCCUCGCUUCCAAAUUUUCUGUUGACGGUACAAGCUCAAAGUCAUCAGCUACUGCUACCUGCAGGCCAUGCGCUUCGCCGUGGCGGAGAUCAACAACUCCAGCUGCCUCCUGCCGGGCGUCUCCCUGGGGUACGAGAUGGUGGAUGUCUGCUACCUCACCAACACCAUCCACCCCGUCCUUUAUUUCCUCUCCGACGAGCACUUUCGGAUCACGAUCGAGAGGAACUACACCCACUACCGGCCCCGGGUUUUGGCAGUGAUUGGGCCGGACUCCUCGCCGGCAGCGGUCUCUAUGGCUUACAUCCUGAGCCAGUUCCUCGUCCCGCAGAUUACCUACAGUGCGACCACCGAGGCCCUGAGCAACCCCAAGGUCUUCCCCGCUGCGUUCCGCACCAUCCCGAGCACUGAGCAGCAGAUCGCGGUGAUGCUGAGGCUGCUGCGGCGGUUCAGGUGGAACUGGGUCAUCGUGGUCUGCAGUGACGACGACUAUGGCCAGCAGAACUGGCAGCUGCUGCGCUCCCAAGCCUCGUGGGCCUGCAUCGCCUUCCAGGAGACGAUCCCGGUGACGCGAGCCAAGCAGGACUCGCGUCCCUUCAAGGAGCGGCUCGAGGACAUCGUCGCCAAGAUCGCCCAGAGCUCGGCCAAGGUGGUGCUCGUCCUGACCUUGGAGCUGCCCCUUCAGAGCUUCUUCCAGGAGGUCAUCCGGCAGAACGUCACCGAGUUGGUGUGGAUCGCCUCGGAAGCCUGGGCCAUCGACCCGGAUCUGCACAACAUGGCCGGCAUCUCGAGCGUGGGCACCAUUAUGGGGGUCGCCGCCCAAAACACCCCUAUCCCGGGGCUCAAUGAGUUCCGCACCAGGUUGCCCUCCGGUUCGACAGAGGGCCCCGAGACACCGGCCGCCAGCCCGACGUGCAACCAGGUCUGCGACCAGUGUCUCGCGGUGGCCCGACUCUACGACGAGAACAUCCGGGGGACGGGCGACCGCAUUGACUUCAACGUCUACUCGGCUGUCUACGUGGUGGCUCACGCCUUGCACCGGCUGCUGGGCUGCACCAACAUGGGGUGUCACAAGCGGACAGUUUACCCCUGGCAGCUGCUGAAAGAGGUGGGCCGGGUGAACUUCACCCUUCUGGACACCACCAUCAACUUCGACGAGAAGGGAGACCCCCCCAAUGGCUUCGAGGUCAUUCAGUGGCAGUGGGACGUACCCGGCCUGCCUUUUAAGAAAAUCGCCACCUAUAAUUCCCUGCUGGGCCAGCUUCAUGUCUAUGACAAAGAGAUUGUUUGGCGCACGGAAAAUAACACGGCCCCGGUGUCCAUUUGUUCGGAACAAUGUGGACCGGGCGAAAAGAAAAAACUGAACGGACAAAGCACUUGCUGUUUCCAGUGUGUGAAAUGUGAAGCCGGGACCUUUCUCAAUAAAAGUGACAAUUUCACCUGCCAGAACUGCCCCCUGGACAUGUGGUCCAAAGACGGACAAGAAAAAUGCUUCAUGAGGCUCGUGACGUAUCUCCACUGGAAGGAUCCUGUGGCCGUUGCACUGAUCCUCUGCUCUGUGCUGGGCGUCCUUGUCACCCUUGGGAUCUUGGCCACUUUUGCUCGUCAUUCUGACACGCCGGUGGUGAAAUCUGCCGGGGGCAGUCUCUGCUUCCUCAUGAUCGCCUCCCUCCUCGUCGGCUUCUGCAGCAUCCCCUUCUACAUCGGCAUGCCGACGGAGCUGAAAUGCAUCUGCCGCCAGACGGUCUUCAGCAUCUGCUUCACCGUCUGCAUCUCCUGCAUCACCGUCCGCUCUUUCCAGAUCAUCUGCGCCUUCAAGAUGGCCACCCAGCUGCCCAGGGCCUACGACGCGUGGAUGAAAUACAACGGGCAGAGGGUAUUUAUCGCCACUGUUUCUCUUGCGAAGGUCAUCAUCGUGGUCGUCAACAUCACCUCCCACCAACCUGCACCGGUUGAACCGAUGGUUAGCAGUGACCCAGCCACACUUAUCCUGAUCUGCAACCGCAGCUACAGAUCCGCCAUGGUCGUCAACAAUGCUUUUGACAUGAUCCUGUCCUUCUUCUGUUUCGUUUUUGCCUACAUGGGGAAAGCACUCCCCAAGAACUACAACGAGGCCAAGAACACCACCUUGUGCAUGACCUGCUACUUCAUCUCUUGGGUCUCCCUCUUCCUCGUCAUAUCCUUCUUUGAAGGGCUGGUGGUCACCGUCUUCGACGCGGCCAUCGUGCUGUUCAACCUGUUCAGCAUCUCUCUGGGCUACUUUGGCCUCAGGUGCUACGUGAUCUUCUUCCACCCCGAACGGAACACGGCGGCUUUCUUCCAGACCGCCAUCCAGAGCUACACCAUGAGGCAGGACUAGUGAGGAGCAUCCACCAGGGAAGACGGGCUUCACGCAUUGGCACAUGCACCCCGAUUUAUUGGCAUGUCAGUACUGUAGAAUUGAGCCGAUGGAUCUGCCAGUUUCGGCAACUGAGAGGGACUCAGGGGCCUUUACUUCUUGCUUCCCGGAGAGGUGGUGUGAGGUCAGAUUUGGGGACUUUAUGGAACAUUUGUAUAAUGCUACAGUUAAUGCUGCUUAAGUCUUCGGUGUGACUAUAUUGGGGUGUUUGUGGGGGGGGUGUGUGUGUUGUUCUCUGUCCAUUUCAGAAAGAAUAUUCUGAAAUGCAUAUCCAGAAUAUUCUGUAUGAAGAAUAUGCUGGAAUGUGUGUUCAGAAUAUUCUGUAUUUCCAGAAUAUUCUCUAUAAAGAAUAUUCUGAAAUGUAUAUUUAGAAUAUUCUGUAUCAGGAAUAUUCUGACACGUCUAUUCAGAAUAUUCUGUAUCUACCGAAUAUUAUUUAUAGAGAAUAUUCUGAAAUGUGUCUUCAAAGUAUUCUGUAUCUUCAGAAUAUUCCGUAUAAAGAAUAUUCUGAAAUCUAGAUUCAGAAUAUUCUGUAUCUUCAGAAUAUUCUGUAUAAAGAAUAUUCUGAAAUGUAGAACUGGAACAAUGCAGAGAAGGACAAUGGAUAACAGGGGCUCCUAAAUGUUGCCAGACUACAACACCCAUCAUCCCCUGUCUAGAUUGGUGGGCCAUCGCCACAUCCAGCAAGAGUAAAUUCCAAAGCUUAACCGUAUGUUCGCUCAAGAAGUCCUUCCUUUUUUUCCUGUCAGCUUUAGCUUCAAUGGAUAACUCCAGGUUCUAAGGUUAUGAGAGGGGGUGAAAAACUUCACUCUACCAAUCCUAUCCAUGCCAUGGAUAAUUUUACACCCCUCUAAUUUUGCACCAUGUCACUCUUUACUUGCCUUCACUCUAAGCGGAAAACUCCUAAAUAUUACCAAACUCAGACGUGGUGAAAGUUUUCCACCUGUGACUUGGACAUUUAACUUGCAAGGGAGGUAUGCUGGUCUUGUGGUAGCAAACACAAGUUGUCCUUUUUGCUAAGCAAGGUCUGCCCUGGUUUGCAUUUGAAAGGGCCAGCAUGGUAUAGUGGUUAGAGUGCUGGACUAGGACCGGGGAGACCCGAGUUCAAAUCCCCAUUCAACCAUGAGACUUGCUGGGUGACUCUCUGGGCCAGUCACUUCACUCUCAGCCUAACCUACUUCACAGGGUUGUUGUGAGGAGAAACCUAAGUAUGUAGUACACCGCUCUGGGCUCCUUGGAGGAAGAGUGGGAUAUAAAUGUAAUAAAUAAAUAAAAUUUAGAAUGAGAUGACUCAGAUCCAGGUGACCUCCUGAUCUCUGCCAGGAGCACAGAUGGGGAAAUGACUCUGAUGCAAAUGCAUCAGAGGGUUAAAUUUAAAAAAAAAAAAAAAUCAAUAGCAAACCUCAUUUUGGAUUGUCAGUUUAGGACAUUUCCUCUUUCUUUUAGGACAUUUCCUCUUUCCCCCCAUGCAUAGUUUUUAAUUGUAAACUGCCCAGAGACGCAAGUUUUGAGCGGUAUAGAAAUAUUUUAAAUAAAUAAAUAGUUUUAUUUGGGGAAGGGGCUGUUGGGGGGGGGUCUGUGCAGAGGCUAAGCAUAGUGUGCAACAUUUUUUUCUUUUCCUGUUAAUUUCAUGUCAUUGUCUUUGUUUCCCUGUUGUGGUGGUUUUCCUUCGUGUGUCUUUUAACAUUCACAUUUGUUGUGUUUCUUUCAAAAGGUAGUGUGUAAACUUCUACCCACCCGUAACUCUGGUAGGGACUGUAUCGUGGGGAUGCCUCUGCCUCCUGAGGCAUACGGGGAAUUGAAAAGACACUGCAAAGUAGUGGCCAUGUGGUGGUGUGCCUACCGGCAGCUACAAACUAAAAUAAGAUACGGCACCUUAUUCUGAAGAAAUAUAUCCUAUCAAACCAAAUGGGGAAAAAAUUGUUUCCAGAAAUUAGAAACAACACCCCCAACCCCAAAUGCAUUCAUUUUGGUGCAAACUCAGUCGAAUUUGAAUAGGGUCAAUGUAUUCAUCCCCAAAAUGAAU